CCGGCUUGAGGCCACGCCCCUUCCGGCUUUAGAAACACAACCGCGACGCACGACGUAAACAAACCGAGCGCUCGUCUUGAAUAUUAACGGUUAUAAACGGGACUCGGGUGCUCUGUUGGCCCGGACUGUCUGGUUCGAUUUGAGGCAGAGGAGGAGAGACGGUGAAUCAUGGUGAAGUGCGUCGUCUCCGGGUGUCCGAACCGAGAGGAGAGCGGUGACCUGGGGCUCUUUAACCGACCACCGAGGAGGUUCUUCAGCUUUCCCAAAGACCCAGGACGGGUCAAGUCAGACUCAGACAACAGGAACAGCUGCAGGUCAGGAGAAGAUCCAGUGUGGUUGGCAGCCCUGAGGGAGACCGACGGACAGAGACAGGACUCGACAGACCGGCGUCUAAUCUGUGAAGACCACUUCCUGCCAGAGGACAUCUCUUCCGCUGGGGUCGACCCCGACGCAAUUCCCAUCAUGCCCCCCUGCCUGGACGGGGACCUGGGCACGAUCAGCCCCUGGGGAGCCGAGUCAUCUGAGGAGGAGGAUCAGUGGGCUGCAGGUGGAGAUGAUGUUCCUGCUGCUGUGGAGCCUCCUGGACCAAAACCUCCUGCAGUGAAUCCACCACAGCAGGAUCCAGGUGUUAAGAAGACCUCAGAGGCCAAAUCAACAAGUUUGAUCCUGAAUCAGACCAAAGAGAUGAUCCGGACCAAGAAGGCCGUCAGACAGGACAUGUCUCUGGGGUGUCUGACGCAGCGUUUCCUGGAGAUGCUGCUGACGGCGCCGGAUGGUUCCCUGGACCUCAGGCAGGCGAUGGCGAAGCUGCAGACCCGCAGGCAGCGAGUCUCUGACAUCACCAACAUCCUGCACGGCAUCAGCUUCAUCGAGAAGCUUUCGGCCAACAGGGUGAAGUGGAUAGGGAAGAGUCCGAUCAGCUGGUUCCUGUGCACGAACAGAGAGAAGUUACAGAGAGAGCUGGAGAACCUGAAGCUGGUGGAGGACACGCUGGACUCCAUCAUCAGAACCUGCAGACAGCAGCUUUUCAACACGACCAACGACACGGAAAACUCUGCGAUGGCCUACGUGACCCACGAGGACAUCAGCCGGGUCAGAGCCUUCCAGGACCAGACGCUGUUUGUUGUCAAAGCUCCGGAGGAAACUAAACUGGAGGUUUCUGCACCCGGAAAGAUGCAGGACAGAAUCCAGGUCCGUCUGAGGUCGCGGUCCGGUCCCAUCAUGGUGCAGACCUGUGAUAUCAGAACAGGAGACGGUGUGACCAGAGAGACGAGCGGCUGCUUCGUGACGCUGGCGAAAAGCCGGAUAAAGAUGGCCAUGCAACACACAGCUGGAAUCAGAAGACCUGUGACCCAGGAGGACCGGGACUGGGCUCUGCAGUCUCUGUCUCAGCUCGGACGUUUCACUGGGAUGGGAUGGAUUUUGAGCCCAGAAGCACCUCAGACUCUUCCCGUCAGGACGUUUGAUGUGUCUCAUCCAAUCUGAAGACAGGACUCUUCAUGUGAUCAGCUGGUCUGGUUAGUAAACGACGUGACUGGAGCUCUUCCCUGAGCCGAGGGCGAAGCAGCAGCACAGAGGAGACUGGACAGUUCCUGCUCGGUGGAUCUCUGACGAGUGAGAACUGAGAUGCUCCCGCAGGUCUCUGAGUCGGAGCUUCUUUCUGGACUUAGAUGAAGUGUCUGGUUCCCUGACACUAAAACAAACUCGUUAACUGCCUCAUCAGAUCAGGACCAGAGCCAACAGCUGUCACCUGAAUGUGUGGACUCCAAAGACCUGACAUGGCUUCUUAACACUGACACUGGAAACAUUUUAUAAAUGUUCUGUCAGAGAUUUUCACGAUCUGUUCUGAUGUUCUUUGAUUUCAUUAUGACAUUUUUUGUACUUCAGUCACAUGUUUCUGGAUAUAAAGACUAACACUUUUUAA
Lates calcarifer (barramundi perch) is the source of this 1924-nucleotide messenger RNA. RefSeq names its product E2F transcription factor 6 (gene e2f6). Gene Ontology annotation, biological process: regulation of transcription by RNA polymerase II. NCBI's taxonomy places the organism in Eukaryota, Metazoa, Chordata, Actinopteri, Centropomidae. The record is from RefSeq and is a predicted model, not a curated record. The transcript has 12 exons. The coding region runs from base 169 to 1485 and encodes 438 amino acids. Gene Ontology annotation, cellular component: RNA polymerase II transcription regulator complex. Gene Ontology annotation, molecular function: DNA-binding transcription factor activity, RNA polymerase II-specific; RNA polymerase II cis-regulatory region sequence-specific DNA binding; protein dimerization activity.